UUGUAUUUAUUUCUUUUUCUGUGUUCGUUCAGAUUCGUCGUUACUAAGCUAGGUCAAUUGAUUCUUUUUCAUUAAAUUGCCCAGAUUUGGGUAUUUAACUGCAACAUUCAAUUUCUCAAGCAUUGGUUAGGUAGAAAAGAAAACAUCUCGAUUGCAAGAUAUAUAGGUACAGAAACAAAAUCUGCAAAGUAUAUAUAAUAUCUUAGCACUCUUAUGAAAUCCUCAAACUCGUGUCUCUGUGAUUGAUUGGUUGAUUGGCAAUACCAUUGUUGAUCCCUAGCAUUCAGUUUUAGGUUUCGUUUGCUCUCUAGCAAUCCAAGAAACUUAGCUUCUCUUAUGGAACAUCUCAGUGAAUCUCAGAUCAACGAGGAUGUGUCUUUAAAGAAUAAUCCUCCAGACAAAGAAGAUACGGACAAAGACACUAACAUGGAACAACCACCUACUAGUCCACGUCAUCGAAAGGUUAUUGCUAGAUGGUUACCUAAUGAAGCGCAGAGACCAAUCGUUGAUGACGCUCCUGUUUUCUCACCAUCAUUAGAGGAGUUUGAAGAUACACUUGCUUACAUAGAAAAGAUACGUCCAUUAGCAGAGCCGUAUGGUAUCUGUCGAAUCAUCCCACCAUCCACAUGGAAACCUCCUUGCCGGCUCAAGGAGAAGAGCAUAUGGGAGCAUACAAAGUUUCCCACACGGAUUCAGACCGUGGACCUGCUUCAGAACCGGGAGCCUAUGAUGAAGAAGAAGAAGCCCAAGAGCAGGAAACGCAAACGGAGAAGAAACUCCAGAAUGGGUUCCUCUAAGAGACGAUCUGGCUCUGGUUCUGGCUCUUCUCCCGAGGCAGAGGAGAAAUUCGGGUUUAACUCCGGUUCAGACUUCACUCUGGAAGAGUUUGAGAGAUACGCUCUGUAUUUUAAAGAGGCAUACUUCGAGAAGAAGGAUUCUCCGUCUGUGGAGGAGAUAGAAGGCGAAUACUGGCGGAUAGUGGAGCAGCCAACAGAUGAAGUGGAGGUAUACUAUGGAGCUGACUUGGAGAACAGGGUGCUUGGAAGCGGAUUUUACAAGAAAGCCGAUAGCGAUAAGGGUCAGUACGCAGUCUCUGGCUGGAACUUGAAUAACUUACCGCGUCUCCCUGGCUCUGUACUCUCUUUUGAGGACUGUGAUAUCUCUGGAGUUCUAGUCCCAUGGCUCUAUGUUGGAAUGUGCUUUUCUUCAUUUUGUUGGCAUGUGGAGGACCAUCAUCUAUACUCACUGAACUAUCAUCACUUUGGGGAGCCAAAAGUAUGGUAUGGUGUUCCGGGAAGCAAUGCAACAUCACUCGAGAAGGCGAUGAGGAAACAUCUGCCUGAUCUGUUUGAAGAACAGCCUGAUCUACUUCACAGCCUGGUUACUCAAUUUAAUCCUUCGAUCCUGAAAGAUGAAGGAGUCCAAGUUUACCGGGUGGUUCAGAACCCAGGGGAGUAUGUGCUGACGUUCCCUAGGGGUUACCAUGCUGGAUUCAACUGCGGUUUCAACUGUGCGGAAGCGGUUAAUGUAGCUCCGGUUGAUUGGUUGGCUCAUGGGCAGAACGCCGUGGAGCUUUACAGUAAAGAGACGAGGAAGACUUCUCUGUCUCAUGACAAACUUCUCCUCGGAGCAGCUUAUGAGGCUGUAAAGGCUCUUUGGGAGCCCUCAGUUUCUUGUGUGGUGAAAGAAAAAAAUACAUGGAAGAGUUUCUGUGGGAAGAACGGUGCGCUUACCAAGGCGAUUCAGGCUCGGUUAGGAAUGGAAGAGGAAAGACUUGGAGAUCUUGGAAGGGAUUCUUCUUUGAGAUUGGUGAAGAUGGAGAAGGACUUUGAUUCAAACAGUGAAAGGGAAUGCUCCUCGUGCUUUUAUGAUCUGCAUCUCUCCGCUUCUGGCUGCAAGUGCUCUCCUGAAGAAUACGCGUGCCUUAGACACUCGGACGAUCUAUGUUCAUGUGAAGUGAAGGAUAGAUUCGUCCUUGUCCGUUACACCAUGGAUGAGUUACGGUCACUGGUCAGGGCAUUGGAAGGGGAAAUGGACGAUUUAAAUAUAUGGGCUUCUAAGGUGUUAGGUAUUGAACACAGUGAUAAAGAUCAGAAUAACACUGGUUCAGUUAUCAACGAGGAGAAGAAGCUAGAGAAAGGUUCGUUUGAUCUGAAUAUCAACUUAGAGUUGAAUUAUCAUGAAGACCUGAAAGAAGAGGUCAGCACCAGUGGCGAGUUAAACGCUUCAGGGAACUUUGAUGUAUCGGUCGAGCCUAUAAACCUUGGUUUCUUGAGUUUUGGAAAGCUUUGGUGCAAUAAGCAUGCUAUAUUCCCAAAAGGAUUCACGAGUCGUGUCAAGUUCUACAACGUGCUUGAUCCAACAAGGAUGAGCAAUUACAUCUCCGAGGUUUUUGAUGCAGGACUCAUGGGUCCAUUGUUCAGGGUUACUCUGGAAGAAUCUCCAGACGAGCGCUUCUUCAAUGUCUCAGCCCAAAAAUGCUGGGAGAUGGUGUUGCAGAGAGUUAAAGAUACAUCCACAAAUCUUGGUCUUCCUAUUUUAUCGCGGUUUGAAAGUAUCAACGGGCUCCAAAUGUUUGGUUUCCUCUCGCCGUCUAUUGUUCAAGCCAUUGAAGCUCUUGAUCCAAACCAUAAACUGGUCGAGUACUGGAACCACAAGAACCAAUCUCAAUCCGAGUCGAAAGAUCACUUCAUAUCAUCAAACUGUACCAAAGGAAAACUUUUCGGAGUAGAUUUGAUGUAGAAAGAUAAGAGAGAGUUACACAUUUACUCUUCUUAUUCUUUUUUUUCUUGAGCAUUUACUCGGAAUCUUUUGUUCGUUCUUCUUCAGUGAAGAAAUAACCUAACCUUAGUGUUACAAGUGUAAACUAGGAAUAAUAAAGUUCGAUUCUUUCGCUA
Molecule: messenger RNA, 2897 nt
Organism: Brassica napus (rape)
Lineage: Eukaryota; Viridiplantae; Streptophyta; Magnoliopsida; Brassicales; Brassicaceae
Product: lysine-specific demethylase JMJ18
Exons: 10
Coding region: 337-2742 (801 amino acids)
Biological process (GO): chromatin remodeling
Cellular component (GO): nucleus
Molecular function (GO): histone H3K4me/H3K4me2/H3K4me3 demethylase activity
Source: RefSeq, a predicted model, not a curated record